CUUUGAUAAAUAUGUCUUAUACAUGUACAGCCAGUGCAUAUUACGUCAAAUUUUAAAGAUAGGAUCAAGCUGUUCUUUUAGACGAAAUGAUGGCAUCAACUACGUUGAUUUUCCUCCUCUGCUUAGGAUUUACGUUCAGCCGAGGAAAUGUGGAAGAGGAUAUCACUGAUGUUAAAGCUCUUCUUCGGGAAGCUAUGUCAGAAAUUGGGGAACUGAAGAGAGAUAAUGAUUUGCUGAAACAAGAAGUACGUGAAAUCCGUGGUUUGAAAAUGGACAAUUCCUUGCUCAGGCAUGAAUUUGGAAAUUUGGCAAAAAAAGUCGAUGUAUUGCGCGAUGUUGUUGGGAGAGAGUGCCACAGAAACGAUGACUCGGAUGUUAACGGCGAAACAGAAACCAGUAACAACCAUCCACGUAUUCGAAAACUUUCCCCUGACGCAUUGAUUGCAACUUCCAACCCAGUCGCCUUCUUUGUCUACAUGUCAUCCAACAUACAACCAGGCGCCGAUCAAAUACUAAAAUUUAACGUCAUAGAACUCAACUUAGGAAAUGGUUACCACUCAUACAGCGGGAUAUUCUCCGCCCCGGAGGACGGCGUCUACGCAUUUUCCUAUGGUAUAACAUGUGGUGUUGGUGGUUCUUUGUAUUUCAAGUUCAUGAAAAACGGUAACCUUAUAAUUGUUAAGAGGUGUGACAAUGAUGAAGACUCAGAUGAUUACAAAGAACUCUCUGGAACAAUAAUUACACAACUGGCUUCAAACGACGAAUUCUACAUAUCUACUCAAAGGUCUUGUACAACCAGCGUAACUAGUUAUACGGAGUCUAAAUCUUUUUUUAGUGGAUGGAAAAUAAAUUGAAAUGUUUUAAUACCGUA
This is a messenger RNA of Ostrea edulis (European flat oyster), 871 nucleotides long. RefSeq names its product collagen alpha-1(X) chain-like. The record is from RefSeq and is a predicted model, not a curated record. Bases 87 to 854 code for a protein of 255 amino acids. Gene Ontology annotation, molecular function: protein binding. The transcript is spliced from 2 exons. NCBI's taxonomy places the organism in Eukaryota, Metazoa, Mollusca, Bivalvia, Ostreida, Ostreidae.